Penicillium vulpinum is the source of this 549-nucleotide messenger RNA. RefSeq lists its product as uncharacterized. Lineage: Eukaryota; Fungi; Ascomycota; Eurotiomycetes; Eurotiales; Aspergillaceae. The coding region runs from base 1 to 549 and encodes 182 amino acids. The record is from RefSeq and is a predicted model, not a curated record. The transcript has a single exon.
AUGUCACUGAAGGCGACUGAGCAGCAUCCGUCUGCAGAUAAUGCCUCAAGCAUUUACAGUCGCUCACCGGAAUCUCCGAAAGACAUGUUGAGUUCCAAGCCAAUGAUACUUCCUCCUCAACACGAUCUACCGGAAAUAAAUUCACUGGAUCAUCAGAUUGCACUGGCCCGAGGUUCUACCAUAGCAUUGGAAACUACCCGAACGCGUCUGAAGUGCUCAAAGUCACGAAACCGCCUGUCACUUCAAGAGUUGAAGGAAGAAAGAAUUUGUCAACGGGAUCAACAAGAGAAUGAGAACCAGUUUUAUCGGUCUUGUUUCGAAAAUCUUCUCAAUUUGACAAUGGCGAUUAUUGAUGUUUCCCAAGAGUUGACGUUGCAGUAUCACUUCGAGCCAGAGGCAAGACCGCUUGACAAUGAACGGGUGUUUCAAGCAGUCUGCAAACUUCGUGUUGCUCUUGAGCAAUCCAGAAUUCGAGAAGCCCAGGCUGAGCAGAUUUGGAAACGACAGUGGAAAGUCUCACGAAUUAGUCAUACCACACGCUGGAUCUGA